Molecule: messenger RNA, 1834 nt
Organism: Zea mays
Lineage: Eukaryota; Viridiplantae; Streptophyta; Magnoliopsida; Poales; Poaceae
Product: translocon Tic40
Exons: 14
Coding region: 105-1406 (433 amino acids)
Biological process (GO): chloroplast organization; protein import into chloroplast stroma
Cellular component (GO): chloroplast inner membrane; chloroplast thylakoid membrane
Source: RefSeq, marked validated
ACAAAGCCUCGCCGCCACGGCGCCACGCGAGCAAAGACCUAGCGCGAGCAAGCAAGGGAGGCAGAGACCUUAGUGCGUCGCGCAACGCGGCUCGGCCCGACGGCAUGGAGAGCCUCGUCCUCGCCUCCUCCUGCUCCCCGUCCCCACGGCUGCCGCUACUCUCCCCCUCCGCCCGCUUCCGCCGGCUGCCCGGCUCCAUGCCACAGGCGCCGGCGUCCACCAGCGGUGCCACGCGGAAAGGUCUCAGGAGGCACAUGCUCUUCGUCGCCGCCGCCACCGCGACUCCUUCCGGAUCCAGGAACGUUUUCAAGGAAUUGAGAGCAAAAGGCUUUGCAAGCAUGUCAUCUUCGACUGCCAAUGAGAAUAUGUCUACUGAAACUGGCACCCUGCCUCCCAUGCCUCCCCCAUCAUCAUACAUUGGUUCGCCUGUUUUCUGGAUUGGAGUUGGUGUAGCAUUGUCUGUGGCGUUUACCACGGUUUCUUCCAUGCUAAAGAAAUAUGCCAUGGAACAAGCAUUUAAGUCAAUGAUGACCCAAGCACCACCAAACUCAUUUGGCUCCAACUCGCCUUUCCCAUUUGGCAUGCCACCACAGGCAUCUCCUACUGCACCAAGCAGUUUUUCGUACUUGGAACCAAGGAAAGGUACCUCCCCACAGGUGUCAACUGUUGAUGUCUCAGCUACCGAAGUGGAUGCCGCUGGAACAUCGAAAGAGGUGGAUGUGACUGAGACACCAAAACCUUCUAAGAAUUUUGCAUUUGUUGAUGUUUCUCCCGAAGAUUUGCAGCAAAAGGACCUCCAAUCUUCACUGGAGAUGGUAGAUGUAAAACAUGAUAGUACAGAAAGUGAAAGUAAGGAGGAUACUGAGGAAAAGGCUCCCAGAAAUGGAGCGACUUUUAAGCUGAAUGAAGAUGCUGCUCGUGGGCCAACUGAAUCCAGUCAAUCAGGACCUAUGCUAUCUGUUGAGACAAUUGAGAAGAUGAUGGAAGAUCCAGCUGUGCAGAAGAUGGUUUAUCCCUACUUGCCUGAAGAGAUGAGGAACCCAGAUUCGUUCAAGUGGAUGCUGCAGAAUCCAAUGUACCGGCAACAACUACAGGAUAUGCUAAAGAACAUGGGUGGAUCUCCUGAUCAAUGGGAUAACCGUAUGCUUGAUCACCUGAAGAACUUUGACCUUAGCAGUCCAGAAGUGCGGCAGCAGUUUGCGCAAGUUGGCAUGACUCCCGAGGAAGUGGUAUCGAAAAUAAUGGCAAACCCAGAUGUAGCUGUCGCAUUCCAGAACCCAAAAAUACAGACAGCCAUCAUGGACUGCUCGCAGAACCCUCUUAACAUUGUAAAGUACCAAAACGACAAGGAGGUCAUGGAUGUUUUCAUGAAGAUAUCACAGAUCUUUCCCCAAAUCAACGGCUAGCUGGUCUUCACUGCGGGAUUGCAGUCUUGAUUUUUUUUGUCGGCCUAUCAUCCCCUGUGUCUGGAGGGCCUGCUGCGGUAACCAUCUUUGAAGGAAAAGGGAACACCUGUUGCUGUUGGGCCGUGACGCUCUGGAUACACCCUCCCUGUGUCGAGCUUUUUGAGUUUCAUAUGUAGUAGUACAUCGUGUGAUGUAGCGGCCUUGGUCUAGCUAUGAGUAUGAUUGACCCACCCUCUUCCCGCUUCAUAAAGUCAGGCUAGUGAGCGUAGCAGGGGCAAAUAUUUGUUAUUUACAUUGCAUGGGCAGCCAGCCGGUCUGCGCUCUGACGUUGCAUGGUUUAUCUCGUAGGAUGUGAAAGGCGCAGCAGACAGACAUGGUUCGUAUCAGAUCAAUUUUGAUAUAUACUAAUUGCUAUUGUUAGUGUGUAA